Manduca sexta (tobacco hornworm) is the source of this 909-nucleotide messenger RNA. RefSeq names its product farnesol dehydrogenase. The record is from RefSeq and is a predicted model, not a curated record. NCBI's taxonomy places the organism in Eukaryota, Metazoa, Arthropoda, Insecta, Lepidoptera, Sphingidae.
GAGACUGUAUAAAGGCAAGUCACUGCGGCCAUUAUGGUAUCCUUGGGCUAAAAACAGUGAAUUAACUUCUCAAUAUUGUAAAAACACGUUGCAUUUUAUACCGCUAGGGACACAAUAAGUUUAGUAACCGUGGCGAACAUACAGCUUGCCGGCAUUGGAUUGUGUGCGGUGUUGCAAAACAAAAAUUUUCUUUAAAAGACUAUAAUAAUGGAGCGAUGGAUCGGCAAGACUGCAGUGGUGACGGGGGCAAGUGCUGGUAUUGGAGCCGCAGUAUGCGUUGCCAUGGCUGACGCUGGACUCAAUGUCAUCGGGCUAGCACGGAGACCUCAGCUUGUCGAUAUUCUGCAGUCGGCAGUGACCGGGAAAGGUACAAUUAUUUCGAGGCGGUGUGACGUCGCGGACUCGAAGGACGUGGCGGAAACUUUCAAAUGGAUCGAGGAGAAUCACGGCACUGUACACAUUAUAGUCAACAACGCCGGUAUUUUAUGUGCAGGCCAUAUUACUGAUUUGAGCGACAAGCAAUUAAGCGAAGAAGAUGUCAUGAGGGUUAUUGAUGUGAAUUUAAAAGGGCCUGUUAUUUGUUCGCGGCACGCAGUUGCUUCUAUGAAGAAAGCUGGAUUCGAUGGACACAUUAUAAACAUUAACAGUGUGGCUGGACAUUACGUGCCAUUUGAUACUAUGUUUAAUUUGUACUCGCCAUCGAAGCACGCAGUUACUGUGCUCACAAAAACACUCGCCGGGGAGUUGGCGGAUUGUAAUAGUAAAAUUAAGACAACGAGCAUUUCUCCCGGCCUGGUGCAUACCAACAUGGUGCCUGACAGUAUGGUAGAGACGAAGCUGCCAAUCCUCAAACCAAGUGACGUCGCGGACGCUGUGAUGUACGUCAUCUCCACUCCGCCUAAUGUGAAC